Molecule: messenger RNA, 1410 nt
Organism: Hemisphaericaspora subhashii
Lineage: Eukaryota; Fungi; Ascomycota; Pichiomycetes; Serinales; Debaryomycetaceae
Product: C2H2-type zinc finger protein
Exons: 1
Coding region: 1-1410 (469 amino acids)
Cellular component (GO): nucleus
Source: RefSeq, a predicted model, not a curated record
AUGUAUACAGAACAACUGAAUACUAGAGAAACCAAAACCUCAAACACUUCAUUUGCUGAGGCUUUAGCAAUAGCAGAAUCUGAAAAAGAAUUUGGAGGCUUCAUUCAAAGCUUAUUUGAUGGUUCCUAUGCUUCUGAGGUAAAUGAAAUCGAUUGCUUAAAUAUAGGAUACUCCACUACCUUGAGGAAACAAGAUUCCACUUCAUCUAUUCCAAGUGUAUCCUGCAAUGAUAGAGAUACGCUUGAAGAAUUCAGCCACGACUUAGCUCCUUCAACAAAAAACUCAAUUGGAUCUGCCGCCACUAUUGGAAGAAUCAAGAAGAGAAAUUCAUGGGCCUUUCCAAAUCGGGGAAUUCACAAGUCACCAUUCUUAUCUCAUUCAAGAAAGCUGGUUAGUUUCUCGUCACCAGUAUCUAGUUCUAUCAAUUCUUCCAGGUCUAUUUCUCCUAGCUAUGUUUCAAAUUUGCAAGUUUCACCUCCUCCGUAUGGAAUGCCUUUACUCAAUGGUACUGAGACUGAAUUGAUUGCUGGGUUUUUGGAUGUUGAAACUACCAAUGAUUGUAUCAGUCCUUUGCAUUUAUCCGAUCUUCCAUCUACAGAACGGUCAGGAUCAACUGGAAUCCAAAUUAAGAUUACUCCACCACCUAUGGGUUGUGGAUCAAGUUACAAUCAACCGAUUUUUGAGACCCUCUCCGGGGUAAGCUUUGUUAGUACAUCCAAUAACGAAAACUCCAUCGAUAAAAAUCUUGCAGCGGGUACUCCAUCAUUGUUUGUUAACGACUGGUCUCACCAACCACCAAACGUUCCAAGACUGCUAAGACCCGAGGCUCAAGGGUCGUAUUCAUUUGACGGAAUUCCAGCCUCCAUGCCAUUCGUCGAUGUUCAAGAUCCCACCUGUAACCCAAGUACCAACUCCAAAAUCGUCUCGCCACUCCCUAUCAACAAAUGUGCAUUCCAGCCAUCUUCUUCAAGAUCGAACUCCUCGGAAAGCGUUCUCCCACGCUCCAAAAUCUUAAAAUUCGCUUCUGGUUCCAGGCGCUCAAAUUCUCAAAAGAAUCCUCCAAUUUAUACCUGUCCAAUCUGUAACAAGAAACUCACUCGUCGAUCAAAUCUUCAUUCUCAUAUGGAAAUCCAUUCCGGAAUCAAACCAUUCAAUUGCCAAUAUUGUCAUCGUGGAUUCUUGAGAAAGAAUGAUUGCGCAAGACAUGAGAAUUUACAUACGAAGGAGAAACAAUAUAUAUGUCGGGGAUACUUGAAGGAUGGCAGUGAAUGGGGAUGUGGAAGGAGUUAUCUUAGGGCUGAAUCUUUAAGAAGACAUUUUGAGACUGCUAUGGGAAGAGAAUGUAAGAGACCUUUAUUGGAAGAGGAAAAUGGAAAUCACGAUAGAGGUGUUGAGGAAGAUGAAUCGUAG